Nomia melanderi (Alkali bee) is the source of this 1688-nucleotide messenger RNA. RefSeq names its product general transcription factor IIH subunit 2 Ssl1 (gene Ssl1). Gene Ontology annotation, cellular component: transcription factor TFIIH core complex; transcription factor TFIIH holo complex. The record is from RefSeq and is a predicted model, not a curated record. NCBI's taxonomy places the organism in Eukaryota, Metazoa, Arthropoda, Insecta, Hymenoptera, Halictidae. Gene Ontology annotation, biological process: DNA-templated transcription; nucleotide-excision repair; regulation of transcription by RNA polymerase II. Gene Ontology annotation, molecular function: zinc ion binding.
UAUGUUAAUUAAUGUCAAGACGAUUUCGCAAAUAGUCAUUGGUUAUUGCGCGCAGAUUUAUGAAUUGUGUAUGAUUAAUUGUUCUUUCCUUUAGCUGUUACUCGCGUUUCGUACGCGCACACUUUACCUUUAUCGACGAUGCGAUUCCUCUGAUUUAUGAGGAGAAAUUUCAAAUAAUAGGUUCUUCGUAUUGACCGAACGCACGGGGAAAAGUUAUUCAUUCGAUGUACGCAUACAUUAAUAUGAAUUAAUGCCUCUCUUUCGCGUAAUUCCUUUUUUCCAUUUUAAACAUUGAAAAAUGGCUGAUGAUGAAGAGGAGAAGGAAUAUCGGUGGGAGACUGGUUAUGAAAAAACAUGGGAAGCAAUUAAAGAAGAUGAUCAUGGACUUUUGGAAGCCUCGGUUGCAGAUAUUAUUCAUAAUGCUAAAAGGAAGCGUCAGUUGGACAGGAAGGUUGGUGCCAGAUUAGGUAUGAUGAGGCAUCUUUAUAUAAUUCUUGAUGCUUCUGAAUCAAUGUCUAAUCAAGAUCUGAAGCCAACUCGUUUCUUAUGUUGCUUAAAGCUCCUAGAACAUUUUAUCGAUGAAUUCUUUUAUCAAAAUCCUAUAAGUCAGUUAGGAGUAAUUCUUACAAGAAAUAAAAGAGCAGAGAAAAUUAGUGAUUUAGCUGGGAACUCUAAAAAGCAUAUUAAGGAAUUAAAAGCUCUGCAACAAAUUCAACCAGCAGGUGAACCAUCGUUACAGAAUUCCUUAGAAUUAGCUUUAAAAUCUUUACGGCUUCUACCAUCGCAUGCUAGUAAAGAAGUAUUAGUAAUUAUAGGAGCUCUUACAACAUGUGACCCAGGAGAUAUAAAUGAAACGAUACAAAACAUGAAAACAGAUUGUAUAAGAUGUAGCGUAAUAGGAUUAGCUGCUGAAUUAUAUAUUUGCAAAAGAAUGGCUACGGCAACUGGUGGAGAACAUGGUGUUGCAUUAGACGAUAAACACUUUAAAGAGCAGUUGAACAUGCAUAUAGAUCCACCACCAGCUGCAACCAGAUUGGAUGCUGCUCUUGUUAAAAUGGGUUUUCCUCAUCACGCUUUACAGUCUUCUGCAACUGAUACAUCCAUGGCAGUAUGCAUGUGUCAUGCAGUAAGCGCAGAUGAAACUGUAAAACUUACGAGUACAGGAUAUCUGUGUCCACAGUGCCUUAGUAAACAUUGUGAACUUCCUGUAGAAUGUAGAGCCUGUGGACUCACUUUAGUGUCUGCUCCACAUUUAGCUCGAUCUUACCAUUAUUUAUUCCCUGUUGAGCCAUUUAAAGAAGUAGGAUACGAAGGAACUCCUUCGAUUUGUUAUGGUUGCCAAAAAACUUUAUCCCAAAAAGAUAAAAAGAUAUACAUUUGCGGCAAAUGUACCCAAACAUUUUGUAUAGACUGUGAGAUAUUUAUUCACGAAUCUUUACACACGUGUCCAGGCUGUGCAACAAAUCCAGAAACAUAUCAAAGAUCCACGGAAAGAACUUAAUGUACUGAAUGUAUGUAAAGUGAUAUUAUUAAUUUUAGUUAGUUUAUACUAAAUAUUUUAAUAGCUAAAACUACAAUCUAGGACCAGUUCUAUGCAUACAAAUUUCUUAGAACUGAUCCACGAUACAAGUGUACGAAGAUCUCCUCUUAUCGAAGAGGAAUAAAUAACUGAAAAGACGAAUAAGUUA